ACAUAUAGGUGCGCUAUUAGUAUUGGUAAUCGCUUUAACAGUUUUGUACGCUUAUAAGGGACCGUCAUUGAGUUCGAUCAAAUCCACUAUCAGGAGACGUAUGAACAAACAUGAAUAUAUACCACUCGACUUUAAUAGCCAGCUUGAAGCCGGUAUAUCGAGCAAUACGUUUAAUCUAGAUGAAAAUAUCACAGAAGAUGAAGCUAGACAGGGUCUCGACGCAAGAGGCGUUGAAGAAAUAGACAGAAUGAUGAGAAGAGAAGGUUUGACUUUUGAUCAGGCGAGACUAAAACGGCAUAAUAAGAUCUUAGCAGACAACGGGAUCAGCAGCGACGGGAAGCCAAAAGAUCCUAAAUUUGUAUCA
Messenger RNA from Wallemia mellicola CBS 633.66, 364 nucleotides. RefSeq lists its product as hypothetical. Lineage: Eukaryota; Fungi; Basidiomycota; Wallemiomycetes; Wallemiales; Wallemiaceae. The annotation marks the transcript as partial. The transcript is spliced from 3 exons. The record is from RefSeq and is a predicted model, not a curated record.